CAGUAGGCUAUCUGCUCGUCGGUUCGGCUGUGUUCGGGUAACUCCGUGAAUAACAGACUCUCCUCCAUUUUACACCGUUACGCGAGUGUUGAAUGCUCCUCUGCUCCUGCGAUCGGUAUCACACCGUGAAGAACGUUUUCCCUGCAAUGGACGGCAUUGCAAGUGAUAUUGCAGUUGGUGUGAAGAGAAGCUCAGAUGAAUUGCUGUCUGGCAGUCUGUACAACAGUCCAAACUCUUCAGUCACUGCUAAUGGAAGUGACAGUAAGAAACUGAGGGUGGAGGACAGCAUGGACAGCCCACCAUCCAGAGUCAUUCAUAUCCGGAAACUCCCCAAUGAGGUUUCCGAGACUGAGGUCAUCGCCCUGGGUUUGCCAUUUGGAAAGGUCACUAAUAUCCUGAUGCUUAAAGGCAAAAAUCAGGCAUUUUUGGAGCUAGGAACAGAGGAAGCAGCUGUUACCAUGGUGACGUACUACACAGCUGUUACACCUCAAGUGCGUAAUGUCCCAGUGUUCAUUCAGUACUCCAACCACAAAGAGCUCAAGACUGACAGUGCACUCAACCAGCGAGCUCAGGCCGUGCUACAGGCGGUGUCCGCAGUCCAGGAGGGUGGCUCACCAAGCUCAGCGGCCGGCGAGAGUGUGUUAACGCCUGCCCCUAGCCCAGUACUGCGAAUAAUCAUCGACAACAUGUUCUACCCAGUCACCCUGGACGUCCUCCAACAGAUCUUCUCCAAGUUUGGGACCGUCAUGAAGAUAAUCACAUUUACCAAAAAUAAUCAGUUCCAGGCUCUUCUGCAGUUCAGUGACCCAGUAAAUGCCCAGCAGGCCAAACUGUCCUUGGAUGGCCAGAACAUAUACAACUCCUGCUGCACUUUGCGCAUCGACUUCUCCAAGCUGGUCAACCUGAAUGUAAAAUACAACAACGACAAAAGUCGGGAUUACACCCGGCCUGAUCUGCCCUCAGGAGAUGGUCAGCCGCCCGUGGACCCGUCUGUGGCAGCCACUCUCAGCAAAGAUUCCACCUCCCUGCUCGGUACUCCCUCUGGAAUGGUAACUUCCUACUCUAGUGGUGGAGGGUUUCCAUCUUCUCUAGGGGCCAUCAGUCCUCUGAGUGCAGCAGCAGCAGCGGCGGCAGCAGCAGGGAGGGUGGCGUUGUCUGGACAUUCGGGACCUGGUGGAGUGCUCCUGGUCAGCAACCUCAACGAAGAGAUGGUUACGCCCCAAAGUCUGUUUACCCUCUUCGGUGUCUACGGUGACGUGCAGCGCGUGAAGAUCCUUUACAAUAAGAAGGACAGUGCUCUAAUACAGAUGUCUGAUGGAAACCAAGCUCAGUUAGCCAUGAGCCAUCUAAACGGGCAGAAGAUGUAUGGCAAGAUCAUUCGUGUGACCCUCUCCAAGCACCAGACAGUACAGCUGCCCAGGGAGGGUUUAGAUGAUCAGGGCCUGACCAAGGACUUCACCAGUUCUCCUCUGCAUCGCUUCAAGAAGCCUGGGUCCAAAAACUUCCAGAACAUCUUCCCCCCUUCAGCUACUCUCCAUCUUUCUAACAUACCUGAGAAUGUGACAGAGGAGGAUUUACGACUGCUCUUCUCAAACUCCGGCGGUACAGUGAAAGCGUUCAAGUUUUUCCAAGAUCGCAAAAUGGCUCUGCUGCAGACGUCCACGGUGGAGGAGGCGAUUCAGGCACUCAUUGACCUCCACAACUACGACAUGGGCCGUGGCCACCGCCUGAGAGUCUCUUUCUCAAAGUCCACCAUCUGAGGAUCCCCUGGUGCUAUGCCACCUUUCCUGUUUCUCCCUCAGGAGCCUCAAGUCAAAUUCAUUUUUACCAGCCAUUCCUUAACACCAUAUCAAGGACUUCAAUAAUAAUGGCCCUUAAAGGAACACUCGCUCUGUAUCCGCUCCUUCUGUUGUUCGUGUAUGGCCAGCUGUUAUUCUGUUUUAGGAUGGAUUGACAAAAAUGUGCCUUACUUAGUAAAAUAGUAUCAUCCCUUUGCUCCUGUUGUUACACAUUAUAGAGGUUUAGGCACAUUAUGUGUGAUGAUACAGAAAAUGUAACCAAGGCUUUUGAAAGUGAUAGUUUUCACUCUUGCCCAACAUGGCCUCACCUUGUCAUUUUUCAAAACCAAUUCAAUUCAAGCUUUGAAAGCUAGUCGGCUUGCUUUGAUUCAAAGGCAGAAGCUUAUUUUUUAUGAUCUAUUGAAUUGAAUCUGAACUGAAUUUGAUGGAACAUGCUCCAAGUUGUAAAUGAUCUUGUGCAUUUGUUUUUAUUUUGGGCUGUAGUGUUUUUUUCUCCUUUGAUCAGGCACCCAAGGUACUUUUUGUGAUUGAAACCUGUGGUAAACAAACCUCUGACAGUGGGGAGCACAGUGUGUGAUGUAUAGUAUUUGAUUUGAUAUUUCUCUUUGACUUAUCUUCAGUGUAUUGUUACCUGUUUUUUUUUUUAGAUGAAAAUCAGAGCAUGUGCUGAUGGAUCUUGGCAGUUGCAUGUGUCAGGUUGACCAUGUUUGACGUUGUAAUGUCACAUUAAUGUAGAGACUGUUGGGACCAAAGUAAAUGUGCCUUUAGUCUUACUUUAUUCUGCAUUGUACAAAAUGUUUUAUUCAACCUCUGGAAUAUUUUUAUCAAUGAAAAAAAAAAAAAAUCAGACUUUCCAACUGACAUCACUCAUAUAAAUUAUCCUUAAUUGUCCUUGAUUGUGGCUAUACUAGAAUAGCUCACUGAUUCUACUGAUAAAUGACUUUUUUCUGGUCUAGGCCUUGGAAACAAAGGGGGGUGGGAGUGGUGUAAAUUUUCUACAUGAAUUGAGUUUUUACAUCUUCAGAAAUGUAAAGUUCAGCAUAGAAGCGGCACAAUUAAAGGUUCUUUUUUCUACCAAGCUCGUGCUUGACAGUCCCUGUGUGGUGUAGUGCUUUUAUCUUGUAGCAUGCUGAAUAAACUCUUCUCUCUCUGCA
Messenger RNA from Carassius auratus (goldfish), 2953 nucleotides. RefSeq names its product polypyrimidine tract-binding protein 2-like. Gene Ontology annotation, biological process: mRNA processing. The record is from RefSeq and is a predicted model, not a curated record. Gene Ontology annotation, cellular component: nucleus. The coding region runs from base 93 to 1760 and encodes 555 amino acids. Gene Ontology annotation, molecular function: RNA binding. The transcript is spliced from 15 exons. Lineage: Eukaryota; Metazoa; Chordata; Actinopteri; Cypriniformes; Cyprinidae.